AUGAACAGCCAUGGACAAGUGCUUAUGGUGGCUUCAAAGUACGGCUCAGGGCGUGUUGUUGUUCUUGGGCACGAAGCUUUCCUGGGCUCGCUGCCUGAUCUAGUAGAGAAAGCUCUACAUCGGCUGAAAGAAGGAAAAGAGCAAAAUGUACCUGUUGGAGCGCACCAGUAUGUGAAACAUGUGUCCGAUAAACACAAGUCCAAAUUUCAAUUUCAAGUCAUGAAUGAGUUCAACAGUAGUCUGGGUGAUGGGGUGUAUGUCACUGAUGCCUAUUGUGUAGAAGGCAAAGAGAAGGAGCUGAUAGCCUUUAUGAAAUCUGGUGGAGGGGUGCUCAUCGCGGGACAGGCCUGGUCGUGGGCAGAGGGACGUCCCAAAGAUAACCCACUGCUGCAUUUCCCCCGGAAUAAAGUGGCUGGAGUGGCUGGAGUCUACUUCUCUAAACAUAGAGGAGACGCUGAGUGCAUCCCAGUCCACCCCACAAUCCCUGCGUCCUGGAUGUCCGUUGUAAUUGGAAAGGAUUUUGAGGAUGACCUGGAAUUCUUACUUCACGGCGUCUCUGAGUUUGACCUGAUGAAUGGAGUGGUGGCUUCUGAGAUCCUGAUCCACGGAGCGCUAGCCUUCCCCAUCGGGACCACGCCAGACGGACGCGCCUUCUUGGCCGGAGCCUACUACGGACAGGGCAGAGUGGUGGUGAUCUCACAUGAAGGACUGAUGAAAAGAGAGACUCUUGCUCCCUUCUUCACCAAUGCCCUGCACUGGUUGGACGAGGGCAGACAGGGUGUGGUUGGAGUGGUUCCUGACCUGCACCAGGCCUUUGAUGUGUUCAAGACGUUCAACCUAAAGUGUGAAAAGACCAAGUUUCGAGAGGACCUGAGUGUGUACGUGUGCACGGCCUAUAAGGAAGACCAGGUGGAGGAGAUCCAGGAGUUUGUGGCCGAGGGAGGAGGCUUGUUAAUUGGAGGACACGCCUGGCACUGGGCACAAUGCCACAAAGACAAAAAAAGCAUGACGGACUUUGCAGGAAACAAGAUCUUGAACAAAAUGGGCAUGACUCUGUUAGAGACGUACAUUACUGACGGGGCCUACAAGCCUCCGGUUCUGAGCCAGGCCAUCAGUGACACUUACCAUUUUAGACAUGUCCUGCACAAGUUUGCUGGCCACGUGACCCAAGGAGAAGAGCUCGCCGCACAUGAAGAAGAGUGGCUGAAAAAACUGAGUGGGGACUGCACCAAGUAUCUGAACCUGGACGCCGGCAACAACAACUUCAACCAGAUCAUGAGCACUUUCACAGAGAUCAUCAAGAAGGCGGGCUUGCCAAAGGUGUGUGAGAGCUGCCCCGUGAAAACUGCAAGAGACAAGUUCCUGUUGAAUAUCGGGACAGAACUGUACAAGAAACAUCAAAACCCGGAAGAACUUCUGCCGUUCCUCAUCAAAGACAAUCCCCUGCUGCCCGUCAUUUACAACCACAAAAUCAGCGUAGACACAGAUACAGGAGCUGCUUCUGAACAGAGGAGUGGAGAGGAGUGGGUGAGCACCGGUCUGUUUUUGGCUCCUGGGAUGAAGACCUACUUGUCCGUACCAGCAAAUGUUAUCGACAAGGGCUUGAAGGUGCAGGUUGGAUGCCAAAUUGAUUCACUCAAGAAUGCUAAAGAGUUGAAGAGAGCUCCGUGUGUCUGUGAGAGGUUCCCGGUCACUUCAGAGAUGCUGCUGGUGCACAACCUGUGGGGAGGCCUCAUUUACUUCAUCGUUCCUCCAAAAACUAAAGUGGCGUUCACAGCCGUUGCUCAAAUGGCCGUUCCUGCUCCGUAUUACAAAUCAGGAGUGACGUCUGUGCAGGAGUGGCAGCAGCUGCGCUCGGCCCCGUCUCCUUGGGCAGAGCUGGAGUUCGACAACAUCAUUGUGACAGUGCCUUCAGAGGUGGUCCGGACUCUGGAGCGUCCUGAUGAGUUAGCCGCAUUCUGGGACGCUAACAUGAGGGCCAUCGCAGACCUGGGUGUGAUCCCACACAAGUUUAAAAGGAAAGAGCGAUUCGUCUGUGAUGUGCAGAUUUCACACGGCUGGAUGCAUGCAGGGUACCCCGUCAUGGCACACAGGGCAACAGCUGCUUCUCUGGUCAGCGUUAAAGAUGCAAAAACCCAACCGAUCUGGGGGGUCAUCCACGAGCUGGGCCACAACCAGCAGAGAGCAUGCUGGGAAUUCCCUCCGAACACCACCGAGUGUACAUGCAACCUGUGGUCUCUGUACGUGCAUGAGACGGUGCUGGGAUUCAAGAGAGAGGAGUGUGAACCAGCGAUGCCGAUGGCGAAGCGCCGCAGUAGAAUAGAACAAUACGUGAAAGAUGGAAAAGAUCUGACAAAGUGGAACACAUUCGUGGCUUUGGAGACUUACGUUCAGCUCCAAGAGAAAUUUGGCUGGGACGCCUUUAAGAAAGUAUUUGCUGCUUACCACACAAUGAAAGACGUGCCCAAAGACAACAAAAGCAAAAUGAACUUGUACGCUGUGACCUUCUCUGAGGCCGUGGGGAUGGACUUGAGCGAGUUUUUCAAAGCCUGGGGGUGGCCAAUAGAGGGCGACACUGAGAAGAAACUCUCCAGAUUACCAGCCUGGAAUGACCACCCCAUGACCAAAUACAACUGA
Knipowitschia caucasica is the source of this 2637-nucleotide messenger RNA. The record is from the annotation of a GenBank genome assembly. Lineage: Eukaryota; Metazoa; Chordata; Actinopteri; Gobiiformes; Gobiidae.